UGACGAUCACGAUCUUAGUGCACUUGGAGUGGCCCCCGAGUGACAGAUUCUUGCGGGAAACUUAAGCGAGAAUAUUCAAAUAGGCAGCCAUGUUAGUUUGGCAUUUCCGCUACUACAGAACAUGGUCAAAUAUUCUGGUGUGACUUGAAGUUGGCAUUAGCCCGCCAAAAUAGGAGGAGGCUAAGAUCAUUACAAUCGUAAACGUAAGAUUCGUUAAAUUAUUAAAUAUAGAAACCGCAGUUGCCAAGUGGGAAUCGGCCUUUAGUUUCAGCGCUUGACAUGCGCAGUGUAUGGAUCGGUUUGGAUGAUUUAGGGCAGGCAGACGUCUUGUGGCAUCUUGCGAUCUGUGUUUUUUUAAAACCUUUCGAGAUUUAUUUGUGCAUGGAUUGGUCCUUCUGAACUGUAAGUCAUAUUCAAGUUCAAUUGUUGUUUUAAAAGAACAUCUAACCUCAUUGAGGCAGAAGACAAAAGAACUGCAAAUACAAUAGUCCAACUGCCAUUGGAUUGUUGGAGAUACCCAUGGAUUACAACAUUGCAUUUGUUAAAAUUGAACCAAAACAAGAAGAAGAAAUAAAUUUCUCCCUCGAAAGAAACAUUUUUGUAAGCAAUGAUCUUGCGGAGACCAUGAAACAAGAAUAUAGUGAGACUUCGACUACUGCAGAAUAUUGCAGCCAGGAGUACAAUGGGAAAGAUGUUCAGAAACAAGGUCAUUUGUCUACUAUUAAAUCUGAAACUGUAAAGUCUAAAUGCAUGACGAAUAAUGAACAAAAUGUACACUUUUUGUCGGACAUCUUUAAAUGUCCAAAUUGUGAUUAUGCAACAAAUGUUAAACAGUAUUUACAAGCACAUCUCUUAAAGCACAAAACGUUUAAAGAGUUUAAGUGUGCAAAUUGUAAUUAUGCAACAAAUACCAAGAAGAAUUUGAGGCAACAUUUGCUAGCACACAGCGCUUCCAAAGUUUUUAAAUGUGACGUUUGUAAUUAUGCCUCAAACGUUGAAAGCCGUUUGAAGUCACAUCUUUUAACACACAGCGAAUCAAAAGACUUUAAAUGUGACAUUUGUGAUUUUGCAACAAAUACAACGUAUAACUUGAAGCAACAUAUCGUAUUACAUAGUAAUUCAAAAGGUUUUAAAUGUGAUAGUUGUGAUUAUGCAACGAAUGCCAAGCACAAAUUGAGGCAUCAUUUCUUAAAACACAUUGUUUCAAAAUCUUUUAAAUGUGACAUUUGUGAUUAUGCCACAAACAUUAAGAGCUGUUUAAAGUCGCAUCUCUUAAAACAUAGUGAUUCGAAAGAUUUGAAAUGUGACAUUUGUGAUUACGGAACAAAUACAAGGCACAAUUUGAAGCAACAUUUCUUUCUAAAGCACAAGGUCUCGGUCUCAGAAGUGUUUAAAUGUGACGUUUGCGAUUAUGCUACCAAUAUUAAAAGCCGUUUUAAGACACAUCGCUUAACACACAAUGAUACGAAAGAGUUUAAAUGUAAUAUUUGUGAUUAUGUAACAAACGUUAAAGUGUAUUUAAAAAGACAUUUAUUAAGGCACUACAAGUAUUGAAAGGUUUUAAAUGUGCAAAUUGCAAUUAUCUAACCAAAAAAAACAACAUCUAAUUUUACACAAAGCUUUUAAAUGUUUUAAAUGUGACGUUUGUGAUUAUGCCACAAAACAGAAACAUAAUUUUAAACAACAUCUCGUCUUUCGAAAGAAUUUAAAUGUGAUGCUGGUGAUUAUGCAACGGUUAUAAAACAAAAUUUUCAGAAGAAUAAAAAGGACUGGACAAAUUUAUUAAUUGUUUAUGUAGGUAUUACAAAAAUAAUUUGUUUUAUGUUGUAUCAUUAGAUAAAUAUAUGACUUUCA
This is a messenger RNA of Photinus pyralis (common eastern firefly), 1854 nucleotides long. RefSeq names its product zinc finger protein 492-like. The record is from RefSeq and is a predicted model, not a curated record. Lineage: Eukaryota; Metazoa; Arthropoda; Insecta; Coleoptera; Lampyridae. Bases 520 to 1554 code for a protein of 344 amino acids. Gene Ontology annotation, biological process: regulation of transcription by RNA polymerase II. Gene Ontology annotation, cellular component: nucleus. The transcript is spliced from 2 exons. Gene Ontology annotation, molecular function: RNA polymerase II transcription regulatory region sequence-specific DNA binding; DNA-binding transcription factor activity, RNA polymerase II-specific.